Messenger RNA from Sinocyclocheilus rhinocerous, 1359 nucleotides. It is a transcript of the gene dmrt3a, whose product is annotated as doublesex and mab-3 related transcription factor 3a. NCBI's taxonomy places the organism in Eukaryota, Metazoa, Chordata, Actinopteri, Cypriniformes, Cyprinidae. Gene Ontology annotation, biological process: regulation of transcription by RNA polymerase II; male sex differentiation. Bases 1 to 1359 code for a protein of 452 amino acids. Gene Ontology annotation, molecular function: RNA polymerase II cis-regulatory region sequence-specific DNA binding; DNA-binding transcription factor activity, RNA polymerase II-specific; protein binding. Gene Ontology annotation, cellular component: nucleus. The transcript is spliced from 2 exons. The record is from RefSeq and is a predicted model, not a curated record.
AUGAAUGGCUACGGAUCGCCCUACCUCUACAUGGGGGGACCGGUGUCCCAGCCGAGAGCGCCCCUCCAGAGGACCCCCAAGUGUGCCCGCUGCAGGAACCACGGGGUGCUCUCCUGGCUGAAAGGGCACAAGCGUUACUGCCGUUUUAAGGACUGCAGUUGCGAGAAAUGUAUUCUGAUAAUCGAGCGACAGCGGGUCAUGGCGGCUCAGGUGGCGCUCAGGCGGCAGCAGGCGAACGAGAGUUUGGAGAGUUUGAUCCCCGAGUCUCUGAGAGCGCUGCCGGGCAUCACGGUGGGGAGCGGAGAGCAGAGUGCAAACCCACGAUCAAGCGGGAUAGACCAGCGCUGGAGCUCAGAGACAGUGACCCCUAAACCGUCGCAAGACCUAAAUGAGGACCUGUCUGGUGAGCAGUCAGGUGGAGAGAACGGAGGCAGUUCCAGUGACAGAGAACCAGAACCAGAACCAGCCAGCUCCCCUGAGGAGUGCAAACCUAACCUGUGUUGCACCCCUGACACCUCAGACCCAACUUCCCAGGUUGAGGAGUCCCACUUUGGCCUGUCUAAAUCCUGCACCGACCCAGAACCCAAAGCUGACAACCCCAAAUACUCCCCUGAGCCCAACAUCCUCAUCGAAGGCCUCUCAGGCUCUGUAUCUCUCCCUUUCAGCCUCAGAGCCAACCGACCUCCACUGGAGGUCCUGAAGAAGAUCUUCCCAGCCCACAAACCAGCAGUCCUGGAGCUCAUCCUGAAAGGCUGCGGUGGAGACCUGGUUGGAGCCAUCGAGAUCCUGCUCUCCAGCCGUUCUACGAUGAAACCAGAAAAGGUACUGUCUGAGAACUCAGAUACCCUGGUUCUCCCCUCAAACGGCCACCUCUUUGAGCACCCGCUGAGCUCGUACCCAUUGUCGUCUUCCAAGUGGUCGGUCGGUUCGGCCUUCCGUGUUCCAGAUUCCCUGCGCUUCUCCUCAGAGCCUUCUGCUGGAGUUGUACCAGGCCCUCUUAGCUUGCAGCUCCAGCACGGCUUCCCCCAGCCGCCUCGAUACCCCCUCAUGCUGAGAAAUUCAUUGAGCCGUGGCCAAGCUGGGCCCUUCGUGCACAACGAUGUGACUCUGUGGAAUACCAUGACAUUACAGCAGCAGUAUCAGCUGCGCUCACAGUACAUCCCUCCAUUCUCAGGCCCCUCAGCCGGAGUGAUCCGCAGCUCACCGCUCCUCACCAGCAGGCCCACCGAGGAACAUCGAAUCAGCAUCCAGGAGGAAAGCUGUCCUGUCAUUGUCAAACAGAGCAUGUAUGCUGCAGAUGAGGAGUAUGAUGAAAGAUCUGACUCCUCAGACUCCAGGAUCCUGAACACUUCUUCCUAA